Molecule: messenger RNA, 3682 nt
Organism: Mus pahari (shrew mouse)
Lineage: Eukaryota; Metazoa; Chordata; Mammalia; Rodentia; Muridae
Gene: Prep
Product: prolyl endopeptidase
Exons: 15
Coding region: 156-2288 (710 amino acids)
Biological process (GO): proteolysis
Cellular component (GO): cytosol
Molecular function (GO): oligopeptidase activity; serine-type endopeptidase activity
Source: RefSeq, a predicted model, not a curated record
CCACCGUGAGUCCGCCCGCCCGUGCACGCCGGCCCGCCCGCUGUCCGCUCGCACGCCCGCUCGCACGCCCGCUCGCACGCCGCCCUCCCUCCGCCGCAGUCCGCGCCCAGCCUCGCCCGCACUUCCCCCCUUUCAGCCCGCGCCCGGCUCCGGCCAUGCUGUCCUUCCAGUACCCCGACGUGUACCGCGACGAGACCUCCGUGCAGGAUUAUCAUGGACAUAAAAUUUGUGACCCGUAUGCUUGGCUUGAAGACCCGGACAGCGAGCAGACAAAGGCUUUCGUGGAGGCACAAAACAAGAUUACAGUGCCAUUUCUUGAGCAAUGUCCAAUCAGAGGUUUAUACAAGGAGAGAAUGACUGAGCUGUAUGACUACCCCAAGUACAGCUGCCACUUCAAGAAAGGAAAGCGGUACUUUUAUUUUUACAAUACAGGUUUGCAGAACCAACGCGUGUUAUAUGUGCAGGACUCCUUAGAGGGGGAGGCCAGAGUGUUCCUGGACCCCAACACGCUGUCGGAUGAUGGUACAGUGGCACUCCGAGGUUAUGCCUUCAGUGAAGAUGGUGAAUACUUUGCCUAUGGUCUGAGCGCCAGUGGCUCAGACUGGGUGACGAUCAAGUUCAUGAAGGUCGAUGGUGCCAAAGAGCUUCCGGAUGUGCUGGAGAGGGUCAAGUUCACCUGUAUGGCCUGGACGCAUGAUGGGAAGGGAAUGUUCUACAACUCAUACCCGCAGCAGGACGGGAAGAGCGAUGGCACAGAGACAGCCACCAAUCUCCACCAGAAGCUCUGCUACCACGUCCUGGGGACCGAUCAGUCAGAAGAUAUUUUGUGUGCUGAGUUCCCCGAGGAGCCUAAAUGGAUGGGAGGAGCAGAGCUAUCCGACGAUGGUCGGUACGUCUUGUUAUCAAUCUGGGAGGGAUGUGAUCCAGUAAACCGACUGUGGUACUGUGACCUCCAGCAAGAAUCCAAUGGUAUCACCGGAAUCCUGAAGUGGGUCAAACUGAUAGACAACUUUGAAGGAGAAUACGACUACGUAACCAAUGAGGGCACGGUGUUCACAUUCAAGACGAACCGCAAUUCUCCCAAUUAUCGGCUGAUCAAUAUCGACUUCACGGACCCGGAUGAGUCUAAGUGGAAAGUGCUCGUUCCGGAGCAUGAGAAAGAUGUCUUAGAAUGGGUGGCUUGUGUCAGAUCCAACUUCCUGGUCUUGUGCUACCUCCACGACGUGAAGAACAUUCUGCAGCUUCACGACCUGACGACUGGUGCUCACCUCAAGACCUUCCCCCUGGAUGUGGGCAGCGUGGUGGGGUACAGUGGGCGCAAGAAGGACGCUGAGAUCUUCUACCAGUUCACGUCCUUCCUAUCUCCAGGUGUCAUUUACCACUGCGAUCUUACCAAAGAGGAACUGGAACCCAUGGUUUUCCGAGAGGUGACGGUGAAGGGAAUCGAUGCUUCCGAUUACCAGACAAUCCAGGUUUUCUACCCUAGCAAGGAUGGCACGAAGAUUCCCAUGUUUAUUGUGCAUAAAAAAGGCAUAAAGCUGGAUGGCUCACACCCUGCUUUCUUAUAUGGCUACGGGGGCUUCAACAUCUCCAUCACACCCAACUACAGCGUGUCCAGGCUCAUUUUUGUGAGACAUAUGGGUGGUGUCCUCGCGGUGGCUAAUAUCAGAGGCGGUGGUGAAUACGGAGAGACGUGGCAUAAAGGUGGCAUCUUGGCCAACAAACAGAACUGCUUUGAUGACUUCCAGUGUGCUGCCGAGUACCUGAUCAAGGAAGGUUACACAUCUCCCAAGAGGCUCACGAUCAACGGAGGCUCCAACGGCGGCCUCUUAGUGGCUGCUUGCGCAAAUCAGCGUCCAGACCUCUUCGGCUGUGUUAUUGCCCAGGUUGGAGUGAUGGACAUGUUGAAGUUCCACAAAUUUACUAUUGGCCAUGCAUGGACCACUGAUUACGGGUGCUCCGACAGUAAACAACACUUUGAAUGGCUUCUCAAAUAUUCGCCACUACACAACGUGAAGCUUCCGGAGGCAGAUGACAUCCAGUACCCGUCCAUGCUUCUCCUCACGGCCGACCACGACGAUCGCGUGGUCCCACUGCACUCGCUGAAGUUCAUUGCCACCCUUCAGUACAUCGUGGGCCGCAGCCGGAAGCAGAGCAACCCCCUGCUCAUCCACGUGGACACCAAGGCCGGCCACGGGGCCGGGAAACCCACAGCCAAAGUCAUAGAAGAAGUCUCGGAUAUGUUUGCGUUCAUAGCACGGUGCCUGAACAUCGAGUGGAUCCAGUAAAUGGGAUUUCCAGUUCCGCCCACCAGACAGAAAACCUCAAGGGCUUUCACACCAUCCUGACCAAGAAACCACUGGGCAGAAGGCUGCCCCACGUGAGCACUGUGCCUCUGCUCACAGACAGCAAGCCGCUGAGCAGAACUGCCACGGGGAUUUUAUCUUUUCUAGGCUUCUCCUUUCUAACAAGCCCUUGAUGUUUUGGGUUUUUCUUUUUUUCCCACUCUCUCCAGGCACAUAUAUUAAAAGGGGGGUAAGGGGGGCAUGUUUGUAUAAGAAACUAAAAGGCAGUGAACAUGUUGUGAAUAUUAGACUCCUGAAUUCGUAAGGGAAUCUAAUAAGGGUCAUAGUUGGGCAUACCCAUAUAUACUAGCUCAAUGAAGUUACUUCUCUAACCAUAGCUUAUAACCUUAAAUAAAUGGGAGACCUCAAGGGAGUCUCCACUGCAAUACUAAUAAAUGAUAUUUAAGAGUGGGAGGCUUUACUUUUGGUUCCUUUGAGAGGCAGCCCUCAAAAUGCAGAUGACUAUCAGAAUAAAGAAUGUAGUCUUUAUGCAACAGAUUAGUUUCCAACAAUUAGAAUCUUAGUACCUGUGGUACUAUCUACCUCAUCCCGCUUUGAUGGAUGCAGCUGUGGGAGACGGCCUGCCAUCACCCACCCAGGUAAAGAUGCGAUUGGGCUCUUCCGGUUUGGAUGCCUCGUGGACAAGGGAGCUUGCGCUGUACACCUGAGGACUGCUGAGUUUGAAUAACAGCGUGUGUAUAAAAUGCUGGGCACAGGCUACAUGUGCCUGUGACCCCCUGCAGUGGGGGCAGAUCCUGAGCACAAAGUAGCCAACCAAGUUAGCCAAAAAUGGUGUGUUUCUGGUUCAUUGAGAGACAGUGUCUCAAGGCAAUAAGGUGGGUGGGGACAGAGAAAGGCAUCGGGCAUCCUCAGGUCUCCAUGUACACGUGCACAGAUGGGCAAACCUGUACACGCACGCUUGUACCAUGCACAGAAACCACAUACAGACACAGAAACUAUGGACUUGAAAAUUAAGAUUAUUCACUGCUUGCCCAUGUAUUGACUUGGUUACAGAGUAUUUGUGGAAAUGAGACAAUGCAAGUAAAUUACCCAAAUAGAGGUAUUUACCCAAUCUCCCUUUAUAACCUGGGACCAGCAGCAUUUCCCAAACUUUGUCCCUCCCAGGUUACGUUCCAGGAAUGCAGUCACACUGUACGGAAGUCAUGUUUCCAUGUGCUCUACCCCAACCUGCUAAUCUUUGAGGGAAUGAAACAAACUCCUCAAACCUAGGCUUUAGAAAUUAUGUUCUGGGUGUGUUUGGGAAUGGUGAUAUCUAGUUUAUAAGAAAAAGAUGUGUUACUUUAUCAGAUGUGAUUAAAAGGAAUACCUUCACUGUA